AUGAGCAGCCAGCCUCCAAAGGACAUGUCUGAGACCCACAGCAGCCCCCUCUUAGUCGACUCUCUCUCUGACAGAUGCAGACUCUAUGAGUCAGAGUUCAUGUGUCCAACAUGGCCUCUACGCUCCCCAGACACCCACCCAGGUCUUCCCCUCCUGGAAAUGCCAGAAGAAAAGGGUCUCCGGUCAGCCAUGGAGGACAGCCCCAUGGUGAAAAUUGAAAAACCCAGGAGAGAGAGGAGGGAAAGCAUUGCAUCCCGGAGCCCAGCCUUCAGUGGCAGUAGCAUCAGCCUCUUCACAGCACUGGGCUACCUCACUGGUGAGAUGAAGGAGUGCAGCAGCUGGAUCAAAGAUAAGCCACUGGCUGUCCAGUUCAUCGACUGGAUCCUGAGAGGGACAGCACAGGUGAUGUUUGUAAAUAACCCAGUCAGUGGAAUCAUCAUCUUUAUUGGACUCCUCAUCCAGAAUCCCUGGUGGACAAUCACUGGAGGCCUGGGUGCUGUGGUCUCUACCUUGACUGCCCUCGCCUUGAGUCAAGACAGGUCCGCCAUUGCCUCAGGACUACAUGGGUACAACGGUAUCCUGGUGGGACUACUGAUGGCUGUGUUCUCAGAGAAACUAGACUACUACUGGUGGCUUCUGUUUCCAGUUACCUUUACCUCAAUGACAUGCCCAGUGCUUUCCAGUGCCUUAAGUUCCAUCUUCAGAAAAUGGGACCUCCCUGUCUUCACACUCCCAUUCAACAUUGCUGUGUCCCUGUACAUGGCAGCCACCGGCCAUUACAACCUCUUCUUCCCCACGACCCUGGUGCAGCCCAUUACCUCAGCACCCAACAUCACCUGGUCUGAGAUUGAAGUGCCUCUGCUCUUACAAGCCAUUCCCGUCGGGGUCGGACAGGUGUACGGCUGCAGCAACCCCUGGACAGGCGGCGUUUUCCUGGUGGCCCUGUUCAUUUCCUCACCACUCAUUUGUCUCCAUGCCGCUAUUGGCUCAGCUGUGGGCAUGCUGGCAGCCCUGACGGUGGCCACACCCUUUGCAACCAUCUACAUGGGCCUGUGGAGCUACAACUGUGUCCUCUCUUGCAUAGCCAUCGGCGGCAUGUUCUACGCCCUGACCUGGCAGACGCACCUCCUGGCACUCAUUUGUGCAUUAUUCUGCGCCUACAUGGGAGCAGCUCUUACCAACAUGAUGUCAGUGGUUGGCUUACCACCCGGUACAUGGCCCUUCUGCCUCUCAACCCUCAUUUUCCUGCUUCUGACGACCAAAAACCCUGCCAUCUACAAGCUGCCGCUCAGCAAAGUCACAUACCCAGAAGCCAACAGGAUCUACUACCUGACAGUGAGAAGCACGGAAGAAAAGGAAAGCCCCACCGGUGGUGGCAGUGAGGAGCAGCCCCCAAAGGUUGAAGAAAAAGCGGAUGAUAGCCUGGAAGCUGUUGUACCCAGACGACGGAGCAUAUUUCACAUUGAAUGGUCAUCUAUACGGAGAAGGAGUAAAGUAUUUGGAAGAGCUGAACAUCAAGAGAGACAAAGCAAGGUUCAGUUUCCCUAUCCUUACCAAAAGCCCACACACGAAUUUUUUGAUCUCAGUAACAACAUGGAGGACAGCACUGAGAUUAAGGUGGAAACUAGUGUGACCAAGACCUCUCAGAUCCAAAGUUCCUUGGCCGCUGGCGGGAAGAGACUCAGCAAAGCCCUCAGUUACAUCACAGGAGAAAUGAAAGAAUGUGGAGAGGGGCUUAAAGACAAAUCUCCUGUAUUCCAAUUCCUGGAUUGGAUCUUAAGGGGCACAUCCCAAGUGAUGUUUGUGAACAACCCUCUCAGUGGCCUCAUCAUCAUCCUUGGCCUCUUUGUCCAGAACCCCUGGUGGGCCAUCUCAGGCUGUUUGGGAACUGUCAUCUCUACUCUGACAGCCCUCAUCCUGAGUCAAGACAGGUCAUCUAUUGCAGCAGGACUUCACGGCUACAAUGGGGUGCUGGUGGGCUUGUUGAUGGCAGUGUUCUCAGAGAAAGGAGAUUAUUACUGGUGGCUUUUGCUCCCUGUCACUGUUAUGUCCAUGUCCUGCCCAAUUCUUUCCAGUGCCCUGGGCACCAUCUUCAAUAAAUGGGACCUCCCAGUCUUCACACUCCCAUUCAACAUUGCAGUAUCAUUGUACAUGGCAGCCACAGGCCAUUACAACCUCUUCUUUCCCACGACCCUGUUGCAGCCCAUCACCUCAGUACCCAACAUCACUUGGUCUGAGGUCCAAGUGCCGCUGCUCUUAAGAGCCAUUCCUGUUGGAAUCGGCCAGGUGUAUGGCUGCGAUAAUCCCUGGACUGGAGGCAUUUUCCUUGUCGCUCUUUUUAUAUCCUCACCACUCAUUUGCUUGCAUGCUGCCAUUGGAUCUACCAUGGGGAUGUUAGCAGCCCUCACCUUGGCCACACCCUUCGAUUCUAUCUACUUUGGCCUAUGGGGCUUCAACAGUACGCUGGCCUGCAUCGCAAUAGGAGGAAUGUUCUACGUCAUCACCUGGCAGACACACCUUCUCGCAAUCACCUGUGCACUGUUUGCAGCCUACCUGGGAGCCGCCCUCACCAACAUGUUAUCUGUGUUUGGAUUGCCCUCAUGUACCUGGCCCUUCUGUCUCUCGGCACUCACCUUCCUGUUACUGACGACCAACAACUCGGCCAUCUACAAGUUACCUCUCAACAAAGUCACUUACCCAGAAGCCAACCGGCUCUACUAUUUGUCUCAGGAAAGGAACCGGAGGGCCUCCAUCAUGACCAAAUAUCAGGCCUAUGUAGUUUCCUAA
Dromiciops gliroides (monito del monte) is the source of this 2787-nucleotide messenger RNA. RefSeq names its product solute carrier family 14 member 2 (gene SLC14A2). NCBI's taxonomy places the organism in Eukaryota, Metazoa, Chordata, Mammalia, Microbiotheria, Microbiotheriidae. The record is from RefSeq and is a predicted model, not a curated record. The coding region runs from base 1 to 2787 and encodes 928 amino acids. Gene Ontology annotation, biological process: urea transmembrane transport. The transcript is spliced from 20 exons. Gene Ontology annotation, cellular component: membrane. Gene Ontology annotation, molecular function: urea transmembrane transporter activity.